Molecule: messenger RNA, 1788 nt
Organism: Microdochium trichocladiopsis
Lineage: Eukaryota; Fungi; Ascomycota; Sordariomycetes; Xylariales; Microdochiaceae
Product: DNA photolyase, FAD-binding/Cryptochrome
Exons: 2
Coding region: 1-1788 (595 amino acids)
Biological process (GO): circadian regulation of gene expression; entrainment of circadian clock by photoperiod
Cellular component (GO): nucleus; cytoplasm
Molecular function (GO): FAD binding; DNA binding
Source: RefSeq, a predicted model, not a curated record
AUGACGGCCAAGAAGAAGAACGGAGCAGGCAGUGCGAAGGGUCAGGAGGAGGAGUCCUCGCCAAAGGCCGCGGCGGGGCACAAGCACGAGCGUGCGGCCUCGACGGACGACGUGCUCAAGCAUCCAUCGACGAAGCGGGCCAAGGAGAUUGACAGCACCGAGAACCCGAACGACGAGCUGAGGCAGCUGAUGGAGAAGCAUGACACUGACGACAACAACAAUGACGACGACAACAAUGACGGCGACAAGGUGCGCAACGUCCUCCACUGGUUCCGCAGCAAGGACCUCCGCGUCGAGGACAACCGGGCGUUGCACGCGGCUGCGGAGAAGGCGGCCCAAGGUAAAGGAGGUGGAGGAGGGGGUUGCCUGCUCGCGUGCUUCCUGUACUCGCCCGAGGAUCUCGAGUGGCACGGCACCAGCCCGGCCAGGACGGACUUUAUGCUCGAGGGUCUGAGGAUCGUGCAGGAGCAGCUCGCGGACGACCUCCACGUCCCGCUCGUGUUCCUGACGGCAGAAGAGCGCGGCAUGAAGACGGACCGGGUGCUCGAGUUCAUCAGGGACAACGACGUCAGCCACGUGUACGCCAACAUCGAGUACGAGGUCGACGAGCUCCGGCGGGACAUUGACAUGUUCCACCAGCUCGACGGGCACGGCGUCAAGCUCGUGCUGCACCACGACCAGACAGUGGUCGGGCCGGGCAGGCUCACCACGGGCGCGGGCGGGCCGAUGAAGGUCUUUACGCCGUACCACAAGGCCUGGCUCGCCGAGGUCGCCAACGAGCCGGAGCUCAUCGACACGCUGCCCGCGCCGAGGCCCAACGACAAGGCCGUCAAGAACGGCGGCAAGACCAAGAAGCUGUUUGGAUCACCGCUGCCCGGCAUCCCCGAGUCCAAGCAGUACGCCUCGGACGACGAGAAGAACCGCCUGCGCGAGCUCUGGCCCCCCGGCCACGCCGCGGGCAUCAAGCGGCUGCACGACUUUCUGGACGCCAAGGUCGACACGUACUCGACCAACCGGUCCAACCCGGCCGCGGACAACGCGAGCCGCAUGUCGGCGUACUUCUCGUCCGGGAUGGUCUCGGUCAGAGAAGCCCUCGACGCGACCCGCCAGCGCAAGGGCGGCGGCGGCGGCGGUAGCGGAAAGAAAGGCGGCUCCGCGGUCGACUUUUCCCAGUCCGGCCCCGGCGGCGGCGGCGUCGCGGCGUGGGUGCGCGAGAUUGUCUUCCGCGAGUUCUACCGGCACAUGAUGGUCGUGCUGCCGCACAACAGCAUGAACCUGCCGCAGAACCUCAAGUUCGACUUUGUCCAGUGGGAGGAUGACGAGGAGGGCUGGAGGAAGUGGUGUGAGGGGAAGACGGGGAUGCCUUUUGUCGAUGCCGGGAUGAGGCAGAUCAACCACGAGGCAUACAUGCACAACCGCCUCCGGAUGAACACGUCCUCGUACCUCUCGCGCAGCCUGCUCAUCGACUACCGCCGCGGCGAGCGGUACUUUGCCGAGCACUUGAUCGACUGGGAUCUGUGCAACAACACGCAAGGGUGGGAGCCCAGCUACACCGUCUUCAACCCGGUCACGCAGGCCGAGAAGAACGACCCGGGCGGCGACUACAUCCGCCGGUGGGUGCCCGAGCUGCGCGGCGUCGAGGGCAAGGCCGUGUUUGAUCCAUACAACCGCCUCAGCAGGGAUGAGUUUGACAAGCUGGGGUACCCAGCGCCGCAUGUAGACUUCAAGGAGAGCAAGGAGAGGUGUGUGCAGCGGUACAAGCAGGACAUGGCAGAUGCUGAUCCGUGA